Molecule: messenger RNA, 438 nt
Organism: Paracoccidioides lutzii Pb01
Product: 40S ribosomal protein S23
Exons: 2
Coding region: 1-438 (145 amino acids)
Biological process (GO): translation
Cellular component (GO): cytosolic small ribosomal subunit; ribosome
Molecular function (GO): structural constituent of ribosome
Source: RefSeq, a predicted model, not a curated record
AUGGGAAAGGGAAAGCCUCGUGGACUCAACGCUGCCCGCAAGCUCCGCAACCAUCGCCGUGAGGGCAAAUGGGCUGAUCUUACCUACAAGAAGCGCCUGCUCGGAACUGCCUUUAAGUCUUCCCCUUUUGGUGGCUCCUCUCAUGCCAAGGGCAUUGUCCUUGAGAAGGUUGGUGUUGAGGCCAAGCAACCCAACUCUGCUAUCCGCAAGUGUGUCAAGGUUCAGCUCAUCAAAAACGGGAAGAAGGUAACUGCUUUCGUUCCCAAUGAUGGUUGUCUAAACUUCGUCGACGAGAAUGACGAGGUCCUCCUCGCUGGUUUCGGUCGCAAGGGCAAGGCUAAGGGUGAUAUUCCGGGUGUUCGAUUCAAAGUCGUUAAAGUAUCUGGUGUUGGUUUAUCUGCUCUCUGGAAGGAGAAGAAGGAGAAGCCAAGAUCAUAA